Molecule: messenger RNA, 6111 nt
Organism: Phytophthora nicotianae INRA-310
Lineage: Eukaryota; Oomycota; Peronosporomycetes; Peronosporales; Peronosporaceae
Exons: 11
Coding region: 292-6111 (1939 amino acids)
Source: RefSeq, a predicted model, not a curated record
UGCUGCAACACCAGGUUGUACAGCAGCGACACGUGGAAGACCUGGGCAGCAACCAGUCAGCAAAAACAGCGCAGUAGAGAUGCAGUGAAGUUACUUACCACGCCGCGAUUGCGUUCGGCGGUUUCGAGUUGCGUCGAGGAUGUCAUCCUGGUGAUUUUAUAGCGCUGACCGUGGUUUCUUGUGGGAUGUGUCACUCUGUGUAGCCAUGUACUGUGCGCUACAUUGUAAAUAGCAAACUCAGGAGAACAAUCACUGCACUACUUGGCGUUUUGGCUGCAGAAACAACUAAUUAUGCGCCCCACUCACGCUCCUUUGCCGAAUCCAGACAAUGCUCGUCGCGCUUCAGGUCAAGCGGAUGCAGAGGCGUUGGCCACCUUGAAGCGGACUCUGUUGAUAGCAGCUCUUGAAACUCCGCCUCGCUUUCGCAGUGAUAUCGACGUGGUAAUAAUUCAGCAAUACCUCGCAAGUCUUGGGGUGCUUUCUUCUGUUUCCCCGCAGAUUUUACAUUACUUGGCGACUGAGUGCACAAUUAAUCGUAUUCCUGAUGGAGAAGUUAUAUUUUACCAGGAAGAUGCAGUUGAUGACCACUCCCAUGCCUACAUUAUUCUCGAAGGCUCGCUUUGCGGCUUCUUUAACAAAGCUUUUAGUCAAAGGCACAGCAGAGAAGACUUCCGAUCCUGGAACAGCAAAAAGAGCAAUGCGAAAGGCGUGACUAUCGACUUUGGCGAUCUUCAAGUCACUUAUGGCAAAGGCGCCAUUUGCGGAAUCGACGACUUCUACCCGAGACCACCAGCGCGAGGCCGACAACAUCAGAAACCUCUCUGUCGUCACAGAAGUGUGCACAGUCAAGAAGCUACAGCCGUCAUUCUUUUAGCAAAGGACACGUUAGAUCGAGUCUCAGAAUUAUUCGGCUUCAUUUAUGAAAAGGGCGUCCUCACCUCAUCGAAGGAAACCACACGCACGGAUGUUUCUCAUUUAGUAAUUUUCUCGCUGCUAUCAGAUACGGCAAGAAAAACAUUGCUGCAAACUGCGUCAACCCGACAGCUGGAGGCCGGAGAAGUACUAUUUUCCGCAGAUGCAGACAAGGAUUCAAGCAUGACCGCUUUCGCUAUAGUUCGCAACGGUCGGCUAGAUGUCCACUGCGUUGAAUGUGCUAAUAACCAGGUUCCUUUUUCUUCGAAUGGGUCUGGAAACACCCCGCCAGCAAGCUCGAGUCCAUUAAACAAAACUCUACGGUUGGUGACGCCAAAAGCUCCACUCGUAUCGCUCACUCGGGGUCAUACGUUUGGCGACCAAAUGCUCGCGCUUGGACUCUCUCAUAUUUGGGCUUCAAACCCGCGUCGCUCUCGUCAGACAAAUGUACGAUUUAAAGCCAUUGCAGGUGACUCGUCCACUGAGAUCCUUUGGAUAACCAGAGAUCAAUACGAGCAGCUCGUCCGAGAAGAUCAGCUUCGACUAUCAUACAAUCCGAUUCUCGGUACAGCGUACACUUCAUCACUGCCACCCUCCUUAAUUUCAGCAAUUGAGAGUCGGAAUAUCUUCCAGAUCACUCGACAACUGCUCACUGAUACAACUCUGUCAAAGUUUUUCUUUCAGUUUCCACCUCUUGUGAUUGAACGACUUUGUCAUCGCAUGGAUAUCCACCACUACGCGUCCAAUAGUAUAUUAAGGGAGCCUGGCAGCUCUAUCGACCGAGUGUUUAUCGUUGUGAAAGGAGGUCUGCACACUCACUAUUAUCGCGGGAAGGAAACUAAUCAAACCACAGCAAAGAAGACUCUGCAUCACCAGGGGACUGCGAGACAUAUAUCGCUCGGUCAGUCUGUGCAAUUUAUCCCGGGUGAUGCAUUUGGUGUACGUGAGCUGAUGAAGCGGUGUCUAACUUGCGAAGCCCCUGUGUUCGCGGACGCUGGAACUACGCUACUCUCUAUCACUCGGUCAGCCUUCGAACGGUGGGUUCUUCCUAUGCGCCACAAUAUCAUUGUGAAAGCUGGUAGUAUUUUACAGAGUUUCGUAUGGAAUAAUUCUUCGCCUCCAGCAAGUCCACGACGCUCGUAUGCAAACAAUUAUGCGGCUGCGUCAAAGGUGAAUAGACGCCAGUCUGGACCAUCGGUGUUUUUAUCGGGUAUUGUGGGAUCUGAUAGAAUCAAAGAACGCCGUCUUGAUGAUGCAGCAAUGUUUCUGAAGCGGUUUGGACUCUUUCCAACUGUCCCGCGGUUUCUACUCGCACAAAUGUUAACUCACGCAACAGUGGUGAACAAGUCUGCAGGUGAAGAAAUGUUUCGUGAAGGAGACGUUCAGCGAGCACUAGUCGUCGUAUUAUCCGGGUUUGUGUCAUUCUACAGUCUCGAAAACAUGUCGACAGUUGUCGAUAUGUUUCAGAAGCAUCCAUUUUGUAUGUACUCGACGUUUUCUGGUAGCACUAUCAACCCGGAAGACUUCGUGGUUGACAAAGGAGUAGAUGAAAACCCAGCUAUUGCUCCAUCUGUAGCAUUAAAACAUCGUGCAGCAAUGCAUGGAGUUCAUAUCCAGACGCUCCCAUAUCGGAACGCUUUUCGAACGGGGGUGAUUCAGGAAGGAACUGUGUGUCCCGCAACAGUUCUAGCACAAACUGAUUGUGAAUAUCUUCAAUUCGACGAGAGUUUGUACGCUCGGAUACUAGAAGAGCAUCUUCCCGCGGUUGAUAUGAGCGACUACAACGAGAUUUCUGCUUCAUCAAGGACAGCGACCCCAUCGGAUUCAAAGGAUCCGAGGCAUCCGCCAACCCCUAAAUCAACCACAGACCAACGACCAGGAACCAUUCCACCCCCUUUAUUGUCAUACCUAGAAGUAGCUCAAAUCCCGUGGUUACCGCCUUCUGAUGCUAAAAAGAAACUCCUGCUGCGCUCGAUGCAUCACGUGCAUCUUGCACCAGGUCAACGGUUGAUUCAGUGUAACGAGGCAAUCCAACAAGUCGUACUUGUUGUCAAAGGGAAACUUGCUGCGUAUGUUCGCGAAAGCCAGGAGGUUAUCUCGGUGUUGAACGCGAGUCAGCGUUCUGUACAAAGUGCCGCAUUGGAGCGAAGUGUUGCGAGCAACUACUCCACUACGUCUCAGCAGUUGUAUCAGGAUCGAUCUGGCGUCGGAACCGUGAACCGGAGAGCUCUUCAACGGAAAAUUGCUCGAAUCGCAGAGAUUGAAACCUCAGAGCAAAACUCCAAGUCAAAUCUUGCCAACUCACGAUUCACAGAUUUCGUUUUGCACGCAGCCAAGGAGUCUCGAAAAGUAGGCAAUACGGACGAUCCCCAACAACAACCGCAUGCCCCGACAAAUCCUCCCGGCACUCGGAGGUCGCUUCACUCCAUGGUGAAUAAAGUUAAGAUCAAACGUAAGUCUGACGAUCAGAGCACCAACAAUUCAUCGGCGAAGGAAACAACCAAAGCUCUUUUCAUGUUUUUCCUGGGUCCAGGAGAUAUCUAUGGUGAAGAGAUUUCGUCCCCCAUCGGUAUUGUUCGGAGUGCGCACGAUAUCUACGCCGAUACUACUAUUCCUGGCAGUCCGGACACGAAAGAAACAGGCUCCAAUCGCUCCCUGGCUGGGACUGAAGUCCUUUGUCUGGAUCGACAUGUGCUGCAUUCAAUCCUUGCCAGAACAGAAGAAGAUGUCGCGAACGAACUUUCGGCAAAUGCUAAAGCCAAGUGGCAAAUCGCGAGUAAAAAGCUUUUCAAACGAGCCUCACACUCAGGGGCUGAGGAGACUGGAGAAUUCAUUAGAGUAAAGAAGCCACCCAAACUGUUCGACUUCUUCAAGAACAUUUUGAACCAACGACGCUUUCUGACAAUGGGAACUAUCGCCCAUUUUCCGCUACUGCGAGACUUGACGGAAGAUGCUCGACGCGAGUUGUGCUUGAAUGCCCGAUUUGAGGCUUUGGAUCGCUACACGGAUGCAUAUAAGGGCAAUGGAGAUGGAAAUGGUACGGGUCAUCGUUUCUUCCUGCUGCUAAGUGGUCGUAUCAAUCUCGUUGCGAGUGGUCCCAGUAGUAAUACUGUAGUAUCCCCAAGUGCAAAUUCCUCUACCCCCGAUUUUAUUUUACGUGAGGUUGUUGCGGGUGAGGGAUUCGGAGAGUUUGAGAUUUUGAUACCAGAGGCACCUAGUUAUAUCGCUGCAAUUGCAGCAGAACCCACGAAGCUUUUGUCGAUUCCAGCGGAGAUGUUUAUGAAACACUGGCCGUGCAAGGACGAAGCUCGAGGAAACAUUGAGUAUCUACGUACACGAAUACCAUCCUUCACUUCACUGGACCUGGAGCGAAUCGCAUAUCUGUAUCACAGCUUUUCAUUUCAGUCACACGUUCGAGGAACUAGUAUAAUUCAACAUCAUGACAGCAAUCGAGCACUGGGUCCUGCCGCAGAGGUGUUUUUGAUCAAAGAGGGCACAUGCUGUAUUCGUCAAACGGUCACUUUGGUUAGCCGUUCUGGUGCAGGUGUUGGUUAUGAUCCGUGCGAAGAUGAACGUCAACCUCCUCGCAUUAAAGCCAUUAAAGUCUUGGCAACUGUAGCUGAUGUGAGUGCUGGGCAUAUUUUCUGGAUGGAUGCCGAUCACUUCCCCAUUAUUGUGGUUUCAACCUCUGCAUCCGCGACGAUAGCAAGCAUUUCGAUCGACAAGUUAAAAGCGAUUGUACCUCGAGGUAUGUUGUCCAGCCUCGAGGAUUUAAGUCACCAGUUGAAGGAACUGUACGUGCAGCAGUUUGAGCUGGCUAAGAGAGCCACCGCGACAGUGAUGAACGAGAAGCUGGCAUUACUGGGUCAGAAACAUGGACCGACUCAACGACUUCCAAAUAUUCAUUCUCCCGCUGCUCAAAGCUCAACACAAUCUUCUUCACUAUCAACACAAACGAGAAACACCUACGAUACGGAUGCAUUUACAGCUAAUGAUACUUCGCCCGAAUGCAUCCAAAGGGUCAAUGCUGAGUACAAUACGCAGCAUCGGAUUGAGCGCUAUGAAAUUCCUAACGAGCUCUUAGCCCCCUACUUGGUAGGAUCGUUUUUGAGGAAGUCUGCUUCAAAGAAGGAUGACAACAGCACUCCUAAACUUAAUGUUGAAGUAAUGGACGUGCAACACAAGCGAUUAGCCGGUCAGGUGGGCCUGGACGACAAGGAUCCUGUCGCUGGAAAUGCCAUCAUAGAACAAGGAAGUCGCCGCAGAAUGUCGAGUUUAUCGCAGAAUGUUGACAAUGUGAUGACUUUUAUCCAAGACGGGUUUAUACUUUACGAAGUCGACGUCCGUGAACGAGUUGAUGCAUUGAUGUGCAUGGUCGGAUCGCCAAUGCGAGCAAUGCGACUCGAACCUUCCCAUACUGCAGUGAACAGCUUGGGAAAGUAUUUCGCUGAUUGUCCGUCCCCGUUCGCCAAACCCAGUGAAUCAUACCAGCGGCAGAAUGUGCACUUAGAACAGUCACCAAGGUUUCAUAUAAAGCCGUCUAAACACAAACCUUCAAGGACACCUCGUUCAAACCCGAAACUGCUGCAAGAUAUUGACGCUAUUCCUCGCCAAGAAUUGACAAGAAAACAAGGUUUCCUGACAUGCUUACGCGUUAGAGCCGAUGAAGACUGUCGCGAUUUACUGGCCGCAAUUCUUCCUCGAAUUCAUCAAGGACGUCGAUUCUUUUACACACUGGUUGAUAGUGAACUGCGCGAAUACGCCGAUACUCUUUCUCUCAAUAACCUCGCACAAACUCCGUGUCUUCGUCGAUACAAUCUGUACAACCCGCACCGAUCCAGCUCAGUACUCGACGUUCCAGUUACUUCUGGAGAAGCCGAGGCAUUGCUGCGUCAAAGCUUCUUACUGAAAGUCGACGCUUUGCAGUUCCUCUUUACUGCGUCCAGUGCGAUUGACAAGCAAAAGUGGAUGGCAGAGCUCAACCAGGCGGCUGUGCUCGGCUCCGUUUCGAUCAAAGUACAGUCACCCCGUCCGGCCAUCGCUGCAACUCCACCAACCGAUCCAUCAGCACUAGCAGCAGUCAUCGACGCAUUCAAAGGCCGUCGGAAGCCAACGAUCAAAGACCGCAAACGCUCGUCCAUUGUAGUGCCAAAGCCAAAGCCUGAAGACACUCUCCACGUAGAAUAUCGCAUCAGUUAA